Caretta caretta (loggerhead turtle) is the source of this 917-nucleotide messenger RNA. RefSeq names its product F-box only protein 21. Gene Ontology annotation, molecular function: DNA binding. The record is from RefSeq and is a predicted model, not a curated record. Lineage: Eukaryota; Metazoa; Chordata; Testudines; Cheloniidae.
GGAGGAGCCGCGGCUCGGAGGCGCACCAGGGAGCCGGGGCUCCCGGCACAGGCUGUUUGUGCCACGAUAGCGGCCGUCAGUGGGGGCGCCUCCAGGGCGGAGCCAGUGGCCAGGUUUUGCCUAGAGGGAUUCUCUGUGUUUUGAAUCUGAUUACCCCGUAAGGUAUUUACCAUCCUGAUUUUACAGAGAGAGGGGAAGCAUCUCUGAAGAGGUUUCACUGUUGGAAUGCCUCAGAUUAAUACAGCUACAGUUCUGCAGAUUUGUAUGCUGCUAUCUGCACUUCCUGCACAGUAUUUCAUAUCCCAGUGGUAUGGAACAGACUCUGCUCAGCGCCUCCAAGUGACACAAAGGAUAAUUGGCUAUUGGAACAGUUUUAUAAAGUCCUACUUGAGUCUGGAUGCAUGGACAGAUCAUCUAAAGCUGUGGAUACCAAAGACAAGGAAUUGGUACUAUGGAGAAAAGAGAACUCAAGGUGUUGAAGAUGAAGAAGAAAUCCAUGCUUAUUUUGCAGAAUCAACUCACAUUCACAGUCCAAAGCCAGAAUCUGUUCAGUUUAAUGUGGGACAGGUGAUAGUACACAGAAGACUUGGCUAUUUAGGAGUCAUUGUUGGCUGGGACAUAAAAGCUAGAGCUCCAGAAGAAUGGCUGCAGCACAAAUAUCCUCCAGAGAAACAGGGUCUAAGAGAUACUCCUCACUACCGAAUUCUUAUUAACCAAGCCAACAGCUUUGGCAAGACUACAGUUUACAUUCCUGAGGAGGAGAUAACAAUUAUUACAGGAUUAGAGAUACACAAUCCUGAUCUGACAGCUUACUUCAGUAGAUACGAUGGAUCUAAAUACAUUAUGCAAGCCUGGUUGAGAAAAAUCUACCCUCAUGACUGAAGUAUUUAACAUUAUAUGUAAAUUGUGCAUGUGAU